Messenger RNA from Acanthosepion pharaonis, 3060 nucleotides. The record is from the annotation of a GenBank genome assembly. Lineage: Eukaryota; Metazoa; Mollusca; Cephalopoda; Sepiida; Sepiidae.
AUGAUUUUUGUCUUUUAUCUUUCUCUUAUUUUGUCUUUUUGUCUUCUUUUGUCUUUUGUGGAAAUUUUUUCUUUUUUCUCUUCUUUUCUCUUUUUUUCUUUUUCUUCUUUUCUUUUUUCUUCUUUUCUCUUCUUUUUCUUUUCUUUUUUCUUUCUUUUCUUUUUUUGUCUUCUUUUGUCUUUUCUUUUUUUGUCUUUCUUUUUUUUUUUUUCUGUCUUUUUGUCUUCUCUUUUCUUUUAUCUUCUUUUGUCUUUGUUUUCUUUUUUCUUCUUUUUUUGUCUUCUUUUCUUUUUUCUUCUUCUUUCUUUUCUCUUCUUUAUUCUUCUUUUUUCUCUUUUUUCUCUUCUUUGUCUUUUUUUUGUCUUUUCUCUUUUUUUGUCUUUUAAUUCUUUCUUCUUUGUUAUUUUUUUCUUUUUUGUUUUUUUUUUUUUUUCUUUUUUUUUUUUUUUUCUUUUUCUUUUCUCUUCUUUUGUCUUCUUUUGUCUUUUCUCUUCUUUUGUCUUUUCUCUUCUUUUCUCUUCUUUUGUCUUUUCUCUUCUUUUUUCUCUUCUUUUUUUUCUUCUUUUCUCUUCUUUUGUCUUUUCUCUUUUGUCUUCUUUUGUCUUUUCUCUUCUUUUGUCUUCUUUUGUCUUUUCUCUUCUUUUGUCUUUUUCUCUUUUUCUUCUUUUGUCUUUUCUCUUCUUUUGUCUUUCUUUUCUCUUCUUUUGUCUUUUGUCUUUUUCUUUUCUCUUCUUUUCUCUUCUUUUGUCUUUUGUCUUCUUUUGUCUUCUUUUGUCUUUUCUCUUCUUUUGUCUUUUCUCUUUUUUCUUCUUCUUUUCUUCUUUUCUUUUCUCUUCUUUUCUCUUCUUUUGUCUUUUCUCUUCUUUUGUCUUUUCUCUUCUUUUGUCUUCUUUCUCUUCUUUUGUCUUCUUUUGUCUUUUCUCUUCUUUUGUCUUUUCUCUUCUUUUCUCUUCUUUUGUCUUUUCUCUUCUUUUGUCUUCUUUCUUCUUUUGUCUUCUUUUGUCUUUUCUCUUCUUUUCUCUUUUCUCUUCUUUUGUCUUUUCUCUUCUUUUGUCUUCUUUUUUCUUUUCUCUUCUUUUGUCUUUUCUCUUCUUUUGUCUUUUUCUUCUUUCUCUUCUUUUGUCUUCUUUUGUCUUUUGUCUUCUUUUGUCUUUACUUUUGUCUUUUCUCUCUUUUUCUUUUUUGUCUUUUUUCUUCUUUUCUCUUCUUUUUUGUCUUUUCUCUCUUUUCUUCUUUUGUCUUUUCUCUUCUUUUCUCUUCUUUUCUCUUUUCUCUUCUUUUGUCUUUUUAUUCUUUGUCUUCUUUGUAUUUUUUCUCUUCUUUUGUCUUUCUCUUCUUUUUUUUUUUUCUUCUUUUCUCUUUUCUCUUCUUAAUUCUUUUUCUCUUCUUUUGUCUUCUUUUGUCUUUUGUCUUCUUUUGUCUUCUUUCUUCUUUUCUCUUCUUUUGUCUUCUUUUCUUUUCUCUUCUUUUGUCUUUUCUCUUCUUUUGUCUUUUCUCUUCUUUUGUCUUCUUUUUGUGUCUUUUGUCUUCUUUUCUUUUGUCUUCUUUUUCUCUUUUCUUUUGUCUUCUGAUGUCUUUUUCUUCUUUUUGUCUUUAUUCUUCUUUUUAUCUUUUCUCUUCUUUUCUUCUUUUUUUGUCUUUUCUUUCUUCUUUUUCUCUUUUCUCUUCUUUUGUCUUUGUUUUCUUUCUUCUUUCUUUUCUCUUUUAUCUUUUUCUCUUUUUUUUUGUCUUCUUUUGUCUUUUCUCUUCUUUUCUCUUCUUUUGUCUUCUUUUGUCUUUUUUUUUCUUUUGUCUUCUUUUGUCUUCUUUUGUCUUUUUUUCUCUUUUCUUUUGUCUUUUCUCUUCUUUUGUCUUUUCUCUUCUUUUGUCUUUUUUUUUUCUUUUGUCUUUUCUCUUCUUUUGUCUUUUCUUUUGUCUUUUCUCUUCUUUUGUCUUUUCUCUUCUUUUGUCUUCUUUUGUCUUUUCUCUUCUUUUCUCUUUUUUGUCUUUAUUUUUUUUUCUUCUUUUCUUUUCUCUUCUUUUGUCUUUUUUUCUUUUGUCUUUUUUCUUUUGUCUUCUUUUUUCUCUUCUUUUGUCUUUUCUCUUCUUUUGUCUUUUGUCUUCUUUUGUCUUUUCUCUUCUUUUGUCUUCUUUUGUCUUUUCUCUUCUUUUGUCUUCUUUUGUCUUUUCUCUUCUUUCUCUUCUUUUGUCUUCUUUUGUCUUUUCUCUUCUUUUGUCUUCUUUUGUCUUUUCUCUUCUUUUGUCUUCUUUUGUCUUUUCUCUUCUUUUGUCUUUCUUCUUUUGUCUUUUCUUUUCUCUUCUUUUGUCUUUUCUCUUCUUUUGUCUUCUUUUGUCUUCUUUUGUCUUUUCUCUUCUUUUGUCUUCUUUUGUCUUCUUCUUUUUUUGUUUUCUUUUUUUUUUCUUUUUCUUUUUCUUCUUUUGUCUUCUUUUUGUCUUUUCUCUUCUUUUUUCUCUUUUUUUGUCUUUUCUCUUCUUUUGUCUUUUCUUCUUCUUUCUUUCUUCUUUUGUCUUUUCUCUUUUUUCUUCAGAAUGUCUUUCUCUUCUUUUUCUUUCUUCUUUUUUUCUUCUUUUGUCUUUUCUCUUUUUUUCUUUUUGUCUUAUUUCUUCUUUUCUUUCUUUUCUUUUCUUUUCUCUUUUUCUUUUUUUCUUUUUUUUUUUCUUCUUUUCUCUUUUGUCUUUUUUUCUUUUUUCUCUUUUUUCUUUUUCUUUUUUCUUUUUUCUUUUUUUUUGUCUUUUCUCUUCUUUUUCUCUUUCUUUUUUCUUUUGUCUCUUUUUUUCUUUUUCUUCUUUUUUUUUUUUUUCUUUUUUCUCUUUCUUCUUUUUUUUUUUUCUUUUGUCUUUUCUUUUUUUUUUUUUCUUUCUUCUUUUUUUUUUUCUUUUCUUUUGUCUUUUUUUUUUUUUUUUCUUUUUUCUUUUUUUCUCUUUCUUUUGUCUUUUUCUCUUUUGUCUUUUUUUUUCUUUUUCUUUUGUCUUUUUUUUUCUUUUUUCUUCCUUCUCUUUUUUUUUUUGUCUUUUUUUUUCUUUUUAUUUUUUUCUCUUUUUUUUUCUUUUUUCUUUUAA